AUGGCGACAAGAAGUAUCGGCGGGGGUGGAAAUCGACAGAGCAUAGCCCUCGGAGCUGCAGGUGGACAAAUGAAAUCAAGACAGCUAAAUCAUUUACACUCGCAGCUCGCCCAACUCUCCGCAAACCUCUCGGACACAGAGAACCUGUUACGCAUGACGAGCGUGCAGGCCGACGCGAUGAGGGGCCUGGGCAGCUGGCACGGCGCAUUAUUCAUGGCGGCCAGUCGAGUGCUGGGGGAAGAGAGUGUAAAAGAAGGCGCCAAGUAG
Messenger RNA from Akanthomyces muscarius, 267 nucleotides. RefSeq lists its product as uncharacterized. NCBI's taxonomy places the organism in Eukaryota, Fungi, Ascomycota, Sordariomycetes, Hypocreales, Cordycipitaceae. Gene Ontology annotation, cellular component: DASH complex. The coding region runs from base 1 to 267 and encodes 88 amino acids. Gene Ontology annotation, biological process: attachment of spindle microtubules to kinetochore. The transcript is spliced from 3 exons. The record is from RefSeq and is a predicted model, not a curated record.